Colletotrichum scovillei is the source of this 1056-nucleotide messenger RNA. RefSeq lists its product as uncharacterized. Bases 1 to 1056 code for a protein of 351 amino acids. NCBI's taxonomy places the organism in Eukaryota, Fungi, Ascomycota, Sordariomycetes, Glomerellales, Glomerellaceae. The transcript is spliced from 2 exons. The record is from RefSeq and is a predicted model, not a curated record.
AUGGCGUCCAUUCCGGGCAACAAUGGUGACAACCCCGCGCCGCUGUUUCGCGCAGUCGGCGCUCCAAGCCCCAAUCGCGCUGUGGAUUGGAUUCCGUCCAUUGGUGACCGGAACUUGGCUGACGAGAGCGAGACGGACGCUUGCAACCAACUGCUCAUUCUGAUCAACGGUGAUCAGAACUUCAUGCUUGAGGGCAUGAACCUCAAAGCAGCCUGGCCGGAUAUGGUACGCCAGCUGUACCCAUGGUUCCAGAGCAAUGGCUGGAUCUGGAUGGGCACAAGCGCGAUCAAGUACUGGGCCAUGCGAGAGUUCUACAAGAAGACCAAUAAUCAAUUGGAGAAGCCCAUUCACACGCUGGGACUCACGCCGCCCCCGAAUUUUAUCGAGGAACUUGACGUGGGCUACUCGAACUACCUCAAGGCCAAUCACCCCAUCUACUACGAGCACAACAAGCACAGAAUUCCCAAGAAGAAAGUGUCGGCGGCCUCUCCCGCAGUCGGAGCAGCAGAGUCUUCCAAGAAGGACGCCCAGGUGGAGGACAUCGAGCCCCAGAAUGACGGACCCGAGAAUCCAGCGGUUCCUGCCAAUGCACCCAACAUGCUCUCUCCGCUCCAACCGGGAACAGCAAACCCUGGAUCGCCCAUGCCCACGCCCACGCCUAGUGCCCCCGUCGUGAACUUGCCACCCAGCAAGUUCGAGUCAAUGGUCUUGGCGGCAAGAAAGGACCUCAAGGAGUACUGGGAAGAUUGCGGAGGCGACAAGAUACUCCUCGACAAGGAUGGAUACCCUUUCGAAGUCCGAGUUCCCGAUCGAUUCAGUCCCGACGUGGCCAAAUACAUCUACCGCAACGCAGGACAGAUGGCCGAGGUCAACAAGAUGAUCGAUGCGAGACUUCGUCUUUGCUGGAUUGACCACGACGAGGCAACCUUCCUGGUCAUUGUGAAGAACGACAUGAAAGACGACUACGGCGACAUCACUACCUACCCAGAGUCUUGGAACGCUCUCAGGGCCUGGUCCCAGAGUGUCGCGGAUGGUCAGAGUGGCAACUCUGGGUGA